GUUCAACUCUUGUCAGAAGAAAAUUUGCAUCUAGUCAGGAUUCUUCAGACUUCGGACAAUUCCAUCACUCUGAAGAUUUUUCCCCUCGAUCUUCCCAUCCAUCCACCGAAUACUAUCCAACACUUAAAGACAACCAGUAUCUGCCACAAGAACUCGAUGACUACCAUCUGAGUCCUGCUCCGAACCCACCACAGCCGUCUGCCUCUGCCUUCCUCGAUCUCUUCAAGAACAAUCCAGAUCGACGACCAUCAGCAGCCGGAUUACUCCGACGACCCUCCACAGUCAACUUAAGGCGACCAUCUGUGUUCGUCGAGCAUAGCCUCGUUCCUUCUCAAUUCAACCAGCAGGCUAUUCCAAAUAAUCCUCACCGUCCGCAGCUGAGUUUGCAACAAGUAGUUGACGAACAUUUCCACCAUUACUACGAGACCAAACCGACAUCGAGGCCAACCUCCCCGAACAAGUCCAAAAAACCUGCCAUCGAUUUGACCGAACUUUCCAAGCUAUACGGCAUACCUCUGAGCCAUCCCAAACAGAUGGAAGACGAGGAAGAGGUCACGUUCAUUCCCCAGCGCAGGUCUACAAUGCCAACUGUACUGGACCAGAACUCGCUGCCCGUGGAACCCGAUAUGUCUUUGGGUGAGGGAAUGGUACGGACUGGUUCCCUGUACAGUGCGACUCGAAAGAUGGAAUCUUCUGCUAAAAGUGGUUCCAUCGCGAGUUCGAGAAAAAAGAGCUUGCCUGAUAUCAGUAACAUCGCAGAGCCGAAAAUUUUAACGCGAGAAACGAUUGCUAUUUUGAGUUCUCAGAGACGAGAAGCCAUCCGCAGGCAAGAGGAGGAAGCUCAGAGACUCAGAGCGAAUCCAUUGCUGUACCUACUCAGCCCAGAAUUUUGUGACUGGCUGUCAGGUCAACAAUUGGUGAUACUCAUUCUUGUGAUCAACAUCGCCAUUGGAUUGCUGUUUUUCAAAGUUCUCUACUAACGAGACUCUUGGAAAUUCCAGCAGAUGGUUCGACAGAUAUAUUUGGGGCCAUUUUGAAAUUCGGACAAAUUUUUGAUUUGUGUUUUCAGGCCUAGCUUGCGAAUCAAUUAGGAUAUCACUGCAGAUGCCAUUGCUAACGCUGCAAUCUGUUUUUGAAUUGAUACCCUAAUUGCUCGCACUCAUGAUACCAACAUCCCAACGUUUGAGAAUCCUUUGGAAGUUGCCAUAACACCAGCUGUUACAGUGUUUGUAUUCCAAUCAAGGCUCCAUACCUUGUCACUAAAGUGAGUCAAUAACAUGAAAGUCAGCUAUUCAAUUUUAUUUGGCUUCAGACUAAUGAAUAACAGUUUAGAUUAUUUCAUGUUUUGGUUUAUGUUUACCCGAUUUCGUACUGUUAAAAACAAUAAAGUGCUAAAGAAAUAAUAUGGAGGGCAAUUUUUGCUUUGAAAACCCAUUCUAAAAUAACUUAAGAGUUUGAUUUUAGUAAUUUGCUUAACUUCUAUUACUAUUUCUCGGAUAUUCAGCCCAAUAGUACCGAUUUGAGACUCAGAUGUUUAAAAAAAGAGAAAAGUGAAACGAUAUUUUUUGUUUUGUUAAAAUUCCAUGCAAAAAUAAUAAAAUUUUAAAACAAAAACUACUCUAACGAAAGCUGUUUUUAUUUUACUUUAUCACAAUGUCACAAAAAUCAAUUUAAGAAUUUGAUUUUAAAAAUUUGGUUAACUUCUAUUACUAUUUUUGGAAAUUCAGCCCUAUAAUACCGAUUUGAGACUCACGUGUAAAAUAAAAGGAAGAAAAAAAGAAAGUUAAAAGUCUUUUUUUUCUUUUUCUUUUUUUUACAAUCUGUGCAAAAAUAUAUAAAAACAAAAACUACUCUUACGAUAGCUGUUUUAUUUUAUUUUAGCACAAUGUCACAAAAAUGCAAACCAUAAAAGUUGAAUUUAUUCAACUAAAAACACUUGUUAUAAGUGAAUAUGCUUUCAACUAAAACUUAAAAUUAUAACUUCGUUAGAAUUUUAAGUAUAUUCAUAAAAAAAACUAUUUCAGUUCUCAUAAAUCUCUUUAAUUUUUUACGAUUCUUAUGGAUUUAGUUCUUGUAAUUUUCCUUUUUUUAUAACUAAGUACAUACUUGAAUUAUACUAGAUAAAAUAUGCGAAUUCUACACUUAUUGAUAGAUAAGUUCAUUAAAAUAGAAGGGGAGUGAAAUUUAAACGAUGUAAGAAAAAUAAAUAAAUUUAAUUUCUCUUCAUACAUUCUAAACAAAAAUUUUCUUAUUUAGCAAUUAACUUCAUAUCUUUAACAAACUUAGUAAUAAUAACCGAAUUCUUAAUUUUUAUUUUUUUAACCAAUUUAAUUUAAAAAUUUUUUUUCAUAAUGCAAAGAAUAUACAAGAAGUUCUAAUUCUAUAAACACCACCUUUGCCAUUAGACUCUUUACUGAAAAUAAAUUAAUAAUUGUCAUAGUUGUUUAAUAAAAAAAAUCCAGAAUUAAAAAUAAAAAAAAAUUAUUAGAGAAAUAAGUAUGAUAAACCAUGAAUUUUUAUUACUUAUUAGCAAGUCGACCAAAUUAUUCUAACCAGUAAGAAGAUAUUAAUUGUCCGAAUUUUUAACUCAUUAGUGCCAGAAACUAGUUUUGAUUAUUUUAUGCUUAUCUUUACAACAUUGUCAUUGAGUUUGAGUUUCUUUUAUCAGAUUCGGUAACUUAAUUAUUUAAAUUUUAAUUUUUAAAUUCUAAAAACUUUAUUGAGAAUAAUAAACUACCAAAUUGACACUUUUAGUAGACUAAUUGAGGUCUUAAUUUAGAAUGAGAAACAUUUAAUUAGACACCUCUAAACUAAUUUAGGUCGUAGUUUAGAAUGCUCAAUAAUGAUUUAACACUGUUAACAAACAAAUGUAAAUCUUAAUUUAGAA
Messenger RNA from Parasteatoda tepidariorum (common house spider), 2887 nucleotides. The record is from RefSeq and is a predicted model, not a curated record. Lineage: Eukaryota; Metazoa; Arthropoda; Arachnida; Araneae; Theridiidae.